AUGCUAGGCCAGGGUUGCUCAAAUCCUGAUACCCGUCGCAAGCAGAACAAUAGAUUCAAUUGCAAUGUAUGUGAGGCCAUGAGUCAGCAGGAGAAUGCAGCGGAGAAGGAGGCAGCGGAGAAGGAGGCAGCGGAGAAGGAGGCAGCGGAGAAGGAGGCAGCGGAGAAGGAGGCAGCGGAGAAGGAGGAAGCGGAGAAGAGUCCCAACGAGGGAGAUCCUAUGGCAGAAGAAUCGAUGAAACGUUUGAAGCUAUCUGAUUGA
Messenger RNA from Letharia columbiana, 261 nucleotides. RefSeq lists its product as uncharacterized. The record is from RefSeq and is a predicted model, not a curated record. The transcript is spliced from 4 exons. Bases 1 to 261 code for a protein of 86 amino acids. NCBI's taxonomy places the organism in Eukaryota, Fungi, Ascomycota, Lecanoromycetes, Lecanorales, Parmeliaceae.